AUGAUCUCUGCCCUUCGUCCCACCGGCUUCAACCUGAUCUACACGCUCAAAGCGCCCUCUACCCCGCUGACGUCAGCCAAGAAGUUCUUAUCGAUAUCAACUCGCAGCAUGGCGACCGGAAACGACGUAAAGAUCACUUCCUGGGUGAAUCCAAAUGACAAGUCUGGAGAAUUCAAGCGCGGACAGUCGGCGUUUAGGAAUUGGAUCUCCAGCAAGCCCGGAGCUCAGUUCCCGCCGGAGAAAGACAGAUAUCAUCUCUACGUCUCCUACGCUUGCCCAUGGGCUCAUAGAACCCUUAUCACGAGGAAGUUGAAAGGGUUGGAAGAUAUCAUCCCCUACACGGCUGUCCAUUGGCAUAUGGGAGAGAAGGGAUGGCGAUUCGUUACCUCUGACGAGAAUGUGCCGGGUGAAAAUGUGACGGCCGAACCAUUGAAUGGGUACUCUCAUCUGCGUGAGAUUUACUUCUCUGUUGACCCAGAGUACAAGGGCCGCUUCACGGUGCCGACACUAUAUGACAAGAAGACGAAACAGAUUGUCAGCAACGAGAGCUCGGAGAUAAUUCGCAUGUUCUAUCAUGAAUUUGACGGCCUGUUGGACGACAAAUAUAAAUGCGUCGACCUGCUUCCCGCGGCAUUGGAGAAGGACAUUGACGCUGCCAAUGAAUGGAUUUACGACACCGUCAACAACGGCGUGUACAAGUGUGGAUUCGCAACCACCCAGGAAGCGUAUGAGAAAUCAAUCACGCCACUCUUUUCAUCCCUCGACAGAAUCGAAGAACACCUGUCCAAGACAUACUCCCCUUCUACGCCCUAUUACUUCGGCAAAGAUAUCACAGAGGUAGACAUUAGGCUGUUCACGACCAUCAUCCGCUUCGACCCCGUAUAUGUGCAGCACUUUAAGACAAAUAUUCGUGAUAUUAGGUCUGGAUAUCCGGCUAUUCAUCGCUGGCUGAGGCACUUGUACUGGGACAUCCCGGCGUUUGGGGAGACGACACAGUUCGAACAUAUCAAGAAGCAUUAUACCAAGAGUCAUGGACAGAUUAAUCCGUUUGGCAUUACUCCUGUUGGACCAUUGCCAGAUAUCAUGCAUAAGGAUGAAGAGGUUAAUGCUGUCAAGAAGUGA
This is a messenger RNA of Trichophyton verrucosum HKI 0517, 1122 nucleotides long. RefSeq names its product cell wall organization protein/glutathione transferase (Gto3), putative. The record is from RefSeq and is a predicted model, not a curated record. Bases 1 to 1122 code for a protein of 373 amino acids. NCBI's taxonomy places the organism in Eukaryota, Fungi, Ascomycota, Eurotiomycetes, Onygenales, Arthrodermataceae. The transcript is spliced from 5 exons. Gene Ontology annotation, cellular component: cytoplasm. Gene Ontology annotation, molecular function: glutathione transferase activity.